This is a messenger RNA of Linum trigynum, 1337 nucleotides long. The record is from the annotation of a GenBank genome assembly. Lineage: Eukaryota; Viridiplantae; Streptophyta; Magnoliopsida; Malpighiales; Linaceae.
UUUUAGAUUGAGAAUUUUGCCCAAGUGUUGGGGCUUUUUGUUAAAAAUUCUUAAAUGAUGUCGGUUUGUUUGUUUAAAAAAAAUGGUUUGGUUGCACCGGAGUAAUCGGUUUGUGGUUUGAGUUGUGGUUGGGUUUUGAAAUGAGACGGGGCGUGUCAAUAUGACAACACCAUUUUAGGUUAAACUUGGCCUAGGAUGUGGUAAUUAUUGAUACAUGCAAACUACUGACAAUGACCUGCACGGAAUGAAUCGAUCAGUCAAACACUUCAUGUGUCAUUUUGCUAGGAAUGUGUUGCCGACAGGGGACUAUAUUAGUACGAAGAGCAAAAAAUGUAGCGACAAGUGCCCCUUUUGUGAGACUCAAGUGCAUCGUUUUGGAGAAUGUGAGAGGACAACGCGACUAUUGCAUCAGUCCUAGCUGGCAGACUGCGUCAUCUACUGAAAGAGCCCUUGCUGUUACACUUGGUUGCAGACGCUAAUGGAGUCCCAAGAUGAGGCCACCCUGAAAGCUUGGAGUGUCCUUCUCUGGUUCUUCUGGAAGGAGAGGAAUGCCCAACAAUUUAAUGGCAUCAACUUGGAUGAAUCAAAGAUUGUCACUCGAGCUAAAUAUUUCCUUGAUGAUUAUCGAGCAAGACAGGAAAGCGAACAUAGAGGGACAAGGGAGGAGGAGCGCAAACUAGCGCAAGGGCGGACAAAAAUCAAUUCCGAUGCGGCAGUUUUGGCUACAGGAGGGAUUGGUUUUGGAGUGGUGAUUAGAGAUUAUGGAGGGCAGUUCAUCCUUGUUGCGGCAAAGAAAAUCCCUGUACAAUGGGAACCUGAAAUGGCGGAAGUCUUAACUACAGAGAUAGGGGUGCAAUUAGCCCGACAGUUCUCGCUCCCCAACCCGAUUCUGGAGACGGACUGCCUUACAUUGACCAAUGAGUUGGAGAACGCUGAGAGGAUUCACACAGAAUCGGCAUAGACUGUAGAGAGAGGGCAACACAACAACACAUAUAAUGGCCCAUUCGGAUACAAGGUGGAACGAGAGACAAGUUUGGCUAGAUAGACCCCCUGUUUUCAUGAGUGAUCAGAUUAAACUAGAUGAUGUAGCCGCAAAUUCUCAUAAAUAAAAUGAUGACAGAUUUCCAUAAAAAAAAUCUGGAUGCGUGAAAGUCGAAUGCUCCAAUGACUACAUUACCAAAAAAAUAUUUAAAAAAUUCCAAAUCAUUUGACAAUAUAAAUGAAUUAAUUAGCAUGAAACAAUAAGAAAGUAAUAAAACAAAAUUUAUCCAACCAACGGGUCAGGUAAAAACUAGUCUCCUAGAAGAUGAGGAGAUUAGUAAAGACGCUAAUCGUCA